Molecule: messenger RNA, 2424 nt
Organism: Zasmidium cellare ATCC 36951
Lineage: Eukaryota; Fungi; Ascomycota; Dothideomycetes; Mycosphaerellales; Mycosphaerellaceae
Exons: 7
Coding region: 1-2424 (807 amino acids)
Source: RefSeq, a predicted model, not a curated record
AUGUCCUUGCGACGCUGGUGCCUGGCGUUGAAUGUAAAAGCACUGCAUCGCGACACUUCUUUCGACUUCUCUCCGUCUGACUACUUCUCCCUACGUAAUGACACUGGCAAUUAUCACACCGGAGAUAUCACGUUGCGGUGGCGAGUCUCAGGACAGUCGGAGUGGAACGACGUCGACACAGCUGCUCAGCGCCCGAACAACCCCAUCUCCUCGCGGGCCAAUGGAUCACUGUUGCAUUCAGACUUCACCAAUGUCUUCCCGCAAGCCGCGCAGCAUGUUUCCAUUGUUCGGGAUUGGAAGACUGACCGAAAGGGCAACUUGCAGCUCUACGCCACCCUCGCCAACACCGGCCGCCAGACGAUCGAGAUAGGUGCCUUCGGCUUUCCCCUCGAGUUCAACAAUAUCUUUACCAACCGAACGGCAACCGACACGACCAAUAAGUGCGUUCUGGUCGAUCCGUACAUCGGCCUCGACGCAGGCUACGGCUCGCAAUUAGAAGCGUGGCGAUUUUUGACUGAAGAAAGUGGGAAUACGUACUACCAAUCCCAAGUGUACGAAGGCAACUAUGCAUGGCAGACUCAUAGUUUGGCAUACGCAGAAAACGAAUGGAAUGCGACGAAUCCAUGGAACCACGGCACGUCCGCCUUCAUUCAUCCCGGCCAAUCCACUACGUUUGCGCUCACCUUCUCCCCAACGCAGAAUGUGUACGACAUCGAAUCCGCGGUCGCGUCUCUGGGUUUACCCGUUGCAAUUGGUAUUCCCGGAUAUGUGUUGCCCACCGAUCUAGUGGGCAAGCUGUUCCUCCAGGCUUCGGCACCAGUGCGUUCGAUAUCCGUCAGCCCGAGCGGAAUGCUGAGGUUCACGCCUACGAAGGCAAGCAACGGAGCGUGGAAAGCGUACAAUGUCGCCGCUUCCGGCUACGGGCGUGCGGCGGCUACCAUCACCUAUGACAAUGGCCUGCGGCAGACGGUCCACUACUAUGUCAUCAGCCCGAUCACGGAUACCGCCAAUCGGCUCAGCAGCUUCAUGUUCGACGAACAAUGGUUCGCCGACAAGUCCGACCCUUUCAACCGCGCACCGUCCGUCAUUGCCUACGAUUGUCAAGCCGACCACCAGAUCUUGCAAGAACAGCGAGCAUGGAUUGCUGGCCUCUCUGACGAAGAGACACACGUCCAUCCCGUGCCCGCCGAAGUCGCGAAGCUCGAGGAAAUGGCAAACGAAGUCGUGUGGGGCUGGCUUCAGGAUAGGAACAACGACAGCGGCCAGCCCGAGUAUGGCGUCAAGCGCAGCGUCUUUUUCUACGACCCCUCCCACGUCCCGGGCUACACUUACGACCCCUCCAUCGACUGGACCACGUGGGGAAUCCUGGGACAAAGCCGACGCGUACGCUCUGUAUAUUGGGGACUAUAUGGUGCUGAGCGCGCGAACCCCGGCAUCUUGAAAACGCAAAGCCGUACGUGGUACCUCGAGAAGGCAUACCGAACAGCCUUGGCGUCGCAGGCUCUCUACCCGAAUGGGACCGCAGUCACAUCCUACAGUGACGUGGGCCUCAUAGGCGAGACGAUCUGGAAAGGCAUUCUCGAUGCCUUGUACGCAGAAGGCAUGACAGAUUACGCCAAUCAAUUGAAGCAGUCCAUGCAAGCUCGGCAGGCCGUUUGGACAGGUCAGGACGAUCCGUUUGGAAAUGAAAUGGCCUGGGAUUCGACGGGUCAAGAGGGUGUCUACGUGUGGUCCAAAUACUUUGGUGACACUGCGACCGUGACGAAAACCCUGAACUCCAUUAGGGGCUAUAUGCCCACGGUGGCGCACUGGGGGUACAAUGGCAACGCGCGCCGCUAUUGGGAUUUCGAGUAUGGUGGCAAAAUCGAACAGAUCGAGCGCAUGAUCCACCACUACGGAUCCAGCCUCAACGCAUUACCCGUGCUCGGUGCAUACGAGAACAACCCGCAACCCUCCACCAUCGCGGCAUUGUAUGAUCUUCGUAUCGGGUACGGUGGCAACAUGGGCCCCUUGACCAACAUUAACGCUGCCGGCUGCCCUUCGACCGCUUUCCACUCCUACGCCGAUCUCAUGCAAUGGGAUGGGUACACAGGCGACUACGGCCCCAAUUAUAACGGUCACAUUAUUGGUGCCACCACUUACGUUGUCCAGCACCCCGACUUUGGCUGGCUCAGCUUCGGCGGCAACCUCGAGCAGCGCGGUAGCGUCCUCAGUGUCACCCCCAAGGACACUGUUCGCCGCCGCGUCUACGUCGCCCCUGAGGGCUUGCUCGUGGAGUUCGACGCCGCCGAAAUCACCGACAUCACGUACGAUACUGUAUCGCACAGCAUCACACGACCCCUAUUUGCACAAGGUACAGUCACGAAAGUCGUCUUUCGCGAUGUCUUUCACUUUCCAGCUGUCGGCUCCUUGGCUGCAAAUUGA